Molecule: messenger RNA, 938 nt
Organism: Neurospora tetraspora
Lineage: Eukaryota; Fungi; Ascomycota; Sordariomycetes; Sordariales; Sordariaceae
Exons: 4
Coding region: 288-764 (158 amino acids)
Source: RefSeq, a predicted model, not a curated record
GGUCGUUUUUCAACGCACUAGAUUGAUGAGGGAAGUUGGACUCCGAUAUGUGCAAUGGAUACGACGUUUAUUUCAGCGCGACGGAAGUGAAGAACGCCUAAGAGCGGAUGAGAUAUCCUGUAAAUAAAAGCGUCCGACUUUAUAUUUAACCUUUUCACGAUACCUCAUCUUUGUCUUCACAUUUUGUAUUGCAUCCGUUCACCUUCACUCACUGUCAACCCUCAACUCUCAAUCAACACCAACACCAACACGAACGCCAACAACAACAGCAAACGACCACACUGAAAAUGGCCUCCCAACUGCCCCCCUUCCCACGCUUCGUUUUCACAAAAUUCGAGCCCCUUUCACUACUAUCCGGCUUCCUCCCCGCCAUCCUCUCCCCCGAUUGGUUUACCCACGAACAACUCUCAUCCUCUUCACCUCUGAUCGCUUAUCCCACCGCCAGCCGCACCACCACCCGACAACUAGGCAACAUGUACUUCCUCGCCUUCUUAGUUGGGGUAGGUGUUUUGUACUCCUCUUCCGAGAUCAGGGUAGUCAAAAACUACCUGAUUGCUUUAUGGGUGGCGGAUCUGGGGCACAUGUUGAUCACGGCGGAGGGCUUGGGGUGGGAGGGCACGCUGGAUGUGAGGGGGUGGAAUGCGAUGACUUGGGGAAAUUUGGGGGUUACUAUGUUCUUGUUCUUGACGAGGUCGGCGUACUUGAUGGGGUUGUUUGGGCCGGAUAGGCCGAAAGUUGUGAAGGGGGCGAAGAAGACGGAGUGAGUGCGGGGAAGGAAGUUAAUUCGGCGAGUAAGAGGUGGUAUGGUGAUUAUCUGGAAUGUGGUAUUGUGAUGGGCCCAGCAUCGACAGCAAAGUUCAGAGUAGCAUAUUGUAUGAGUGUUAGCCUGCUAACAGCGGUGACUUUUCGUCUAUUCAACCACAAAGACCACCAGGACA